AUGUUCCUGGCCUCAUUCACCGAACUUGGUGGGGCAUUCACAUUCAAUGGAAUUCCUGAACUUACGAUCCGCCAGAAUGCAAGCCUUUCAACAUUGUUAACCGGUGAUCCUCCAAACCAUGUUGUGGAAGAAUGGAUGAAGUUCGAUUUUGAUGUCAAUGCAGUAUCGCCAAAAACAACUAACUCGACCAGAGUCUUUCCACCAAUACCAUUUAAACAGAAGGUGCCUGGUAAACCGUCCGGACUAAAAUUCCUCGUCAAAUUUGAUGAAGCAGAAUUUGCUUGUCGCCAGAAAGACGGAACUGGAUUUACGUUGUCUGUUCACAACCCGAUUGAUGCUGCUGACAUUCGACGAUUCGGACUAGAACUUCCCUUUGGAAUGGAACUUUCUGUUGCCAUUAUUCCGACAGUGAUACAAGCAGACGAGGACAUCAAAUUUUUGGACCCGAAAACACGAGGAUGCUACUUUUCAAAUGAACACAAGCAAGCAAAUCUAGCAUAUUACCGAAAUUAUACACAAACUCGAUGUCACCUUGAAUGCAUUGCGGACAAGAUUUAUGACAAGUGCCAUUGUAAAAUGCUCGCAUCGCCAGUAUCUUUAUUUUCAAAAGCGGCGAUUUAUGACAUUGGGCUUGAAACAGUGUGCGAAAAAUGUCUCAGCGAUUGCGUUAGCAUUACUUACACUGCCCAAUUGGAGUCACAAAUCCCAAUUGAUGUGGAAUAUCAAGAUCAAAUCAUUGAAAACAUGAAACUGAGCAACACCACUCAGAUUUCUGUCGUGCAUGUUUACAUGGCAACCAAGAAAGUUUUGGGAGAGCGACGCAAACUUACGUACAGCGCAACAGAAGCUGUUGGCUUUGUUGGUGGUAAUGCCGGGAUAGCUGGUGGUUGGACGAUGCCCGCAUUGGCGAAGACGUUCGUCCGAAUGAUGACCUUCGUCAUUAUUCCCGUCGUGAUGUGGCUGAUUCGCUGGAUUUGGAGGAAGUUGGUGGCCCUUGUGGGCUUCGUUAUGGAAUGGAUGGGGCGUCCCAGACGAACCCAGGUUGUGCCAUUCGUUGAAUAA
Molecule: messenger RNA, 1062 nt
Organism: Folsomia candida
Lineage: Eukaryota; Metazoa; Arthropoda; Collembola; Entomobryomorpha; Isotomidae
Product: pickpocket protein 28
Exons: 7
Coding region: 1-1062 (353 amino acids)
Biological process (GO): sodium ion transmembrane transport
Cellular component (GO): membrane
Molecular function (GO): ligand-gated sodium channel activity
Source: RefSeq, a predicted model, not a curated record